AGGUCGGAGGAGAUCAGUCCCACCCUCGGAACCUCGCUAGAUGAUGCUCAAGUCUCACAAUGGGCUGCGUCCUCGCGCUCGCCCACGUGUACGAGAUCAGUGAAAGUUUCUCCGCCGAGCGGGACAGAUCACCUCCUGCGGCCCAAAUGAUGAUGGAGCGCGCGUGACUUUUCGCCCAUAAACCAUCAUCAUCACAGCGCGUGGAUUCCUACAGCGCGAGCUCGGCAUAAGGCCAACAGCGGCGGUCGCUUCGAUAAGCAAGCGCAGAGGACUCGUAUGAGAUAUCUGAAUCUGUCCGAAGUUUGCGAUCGAGCUUUCGCCCUUCGCGGCUCACGCCGGCCCGCGGCGCGCGCACGAUGCUCCGCGCGCUCCUGCUCGCGCUCGGCUGCCUGUGCGCGCGGGUGCCGGUGGGCGACGGCUGCCAGCUGCCCUCCGACUGGAGGCCCCUGAGCGAGGGCUGCCGCGCCGAGCUCGCCGAGAUCAUCGUGUACGCGCGCGUGCUCUCCGUGCACCCGGAGCCGCACGGCGGCGCGCUCUACAACUACCUGCCGUACCGGGACGAGGGCGCCCCCCACGACCACGGCCUCUUCUACGCGGCCGAGAUCGAGCUGCUGUGCGACCAGGCGUGGGGCAGCAUGCUGGAGGUGCCCGCAGGGUCCCGGCUCAACCUCACGGGCCUCGGCUACUUCUCGUGCCAGUCGCACACGGUGGUGCAGAACUUCUCCUACAUCUUCUUCCUCAGGAUGGAUGAAAACUACCACAUCCUUCCCCAUGGAGUCAACUUCCAGGAUGCCAUAUUCCCUGACACUCUGGAGAACCGCCAGAUGUUCUCCAGCCUCUUCCAGUUCUCCAACUGUUCCCACGGCCAGGCCUUGCAGACCUUCAGCCCCGACUGGGAGAUCCAGGAGGACAACCGGCUUCUGUGCUCCUCGGUGCAGCUGGCCUUGUUUGAGGAAGAGGAGCGGGUGAGGAAGCUGCAGGAGCGCGUGACGCAGCUGGAGAGGCGGAACCAGCAGCUGAAGGAGCGCUUGCGCAAGGUGAAGCGUUCCCUGCGGCAGGCCCGUCGAAACGCCCGCCGUGGCCAGCCCCCCCGGCACCACGCCAAUGCUAUCCAGCAGGACGGCGCAUCGCGCAUUUUCCUCGCAGGGCACUGAGGGAGGAGUGACAGCAACCGGCCACGCCCCGCUGACCUCCGUGCCCCGCCCCCCUCGACCAGACUUGACCUGACGGCCGCUGGGCGGUCUCUUUUCCCCUGCCGUCCAGUCACAGAAUAGCGCCUAUGUUUUACUUCACCUGGCCAGUACGUUCCGCUCUGACUAUUGCUUUGAAUUUCUCAGUAUAUUCAGAAGUACAGCAUGUUCCAUUUUCAUGUACUUUUUCUUAAACUUAUAGAUUAAUACAUCCUUAAUUUUUUAAAUCCUAGUAUACAAUGUCAAGAACCGGUUCCUCAGCCGGUCUCCCGAAGACCCUGGGAUGAUUCAUGUUGAGGACUCGUUAAUUUCGCAAUCCUGCCUUCAUACUGCGCUUACCCUCAACAGCAGAAUGUCUGCUUCUAUCUCAGAAAUGUUUUGGAGCCUUGAUCGUGUCCCGUUAGACGGUCGUUUAAGGUCCUUUAAUCAAGACGUGAUGUACGCAGACACUGCCGCUUCCUGGGUUGUUACUGACCACUGAGCGAAUGAAUUGUGUUAAGAAUGAGCGCGUGAAGAUCCACGUCGUCACCGCACCUCUGGUGAGGUGCCCACGUCCGGGGGAUCAUCAGGAGCUGGUUGUCAUGCCAACCUCCGGCACUCACCAUGGAGAUGAGCGAUGCAUGCAAAGGAAGCACAUUCAGACUGAGGAUACUCAGUGAGGAGUUCAAACAGGAAUUUGGGUGGUUUUCAUAUGUCUCUAACAGUGUAGUACUGCUAGUGCCUGGAAACUUUCCUAUGGCUUUACCAAAGUCAGGACACCUCUGCAUUUACCUUUUUAUAUCCCCUUAGAGCCAGAUGAUCUCAGUUCUUAUCUUGGGAUUCAUGUUUGAGUGGGACAAAGGAGUAACAAAAAUUCAGCUUUAGGGUUAGAAAAAGUGUAAGUAGAAUUUUGCCAGGGCAACAUCCCCUUUGGACAUUAGUCAAAGCUAUACUCAUUAAAGUUAUUCAUGUAGCUGAUGACUUUUUCCAAAGUGACUUACUUUAAGGU
Messenger RNA from Scleropages formosus (Asian bonytongue), 2178 nucleotides. RefSeq names its product coiled-coil domain containing 3a (gene ccdc3a). The transcript is spliced from 3 exons. NCBI's taxonomy places the organism in Eukaryota, Metazoa, Chordata, Actinopteri, Osteoglossiformes, Osteoglossidae. The record is from RefSeq and is a predicted model, not a curated record. The coding region runs from base 357 to 1154 and encodes 265 amino acids. Gene Ontology annotation, biological process: negative regulation of gene expression. Gene Ontology annotation, cellular component: extracellular region.